This is a messenger RNA of Quercus robur (English oak), 819 nucleotides long. RefSeq lists its product as uncharacterized. The coding region runs from base 1 to 819 and encodes 272 amino acids. Lineage: Eukaryota; Viridiplantae; Streptophyta; Magnoliopsida; Fagales; Fagaceae. The transcript has 3 exons. The record is from RefSeq and is a predicted model, not a curated record.
AUGGAGGAUGGCAUUUUACAGUAUGAAAGUUAUAAUUCUCAUGAACAGUUUAUGAGUAGAAUAUGUCAUUUGGAAAAGGCUCACGCCAGUCAACAUUUGGUUUGUGGAGAAAAAGAUGCCAACAGGGAGAAGAUACUAUCGGAAAAACUUUUUGCGAAUUCAGAGGCUGAGGGGCUUAUACAUGGUGUCUCUAUUUGUUGGAGGGCCCCAAGAAUCACCAACCUUUUGUUUGCAGAUGAUUCUUUGAUCUUUUGUCAAGCAAGGCAGCGUGAGGUGCAGGUGAUUACUGAAAUCUUGCAAGUGUAUGCGGGAGCCUCAGGACAAUGCAUAAAUUUGGAGAAAUCUUCAGUGUACUUCAGUAGGAAUACAACUGUAGAGCAGAAAAACCGGAUCAUAAACUCUUUGGGAGUGAAGGAGGUGGAUCAGUUUGAGACUUAUUUAGGGCUACCCACAUUGGUAGGUCGAGCAAAAUACCACUCAUUCGCCUAUCUCAAAGAUAGGGUGUGGAAGAAGCUCCAAGGAUGGAAGGGUAAGCUGUUAUUGAAAGCUGGGAAAGAGUUGUUAAUUAAGGCAGUUGCUCAAUCUAUUCCCAUAUACACCAUGGGGGUAUUUCAAUUGCCCAAAAAGCUUUGUGACGAACUCGUCGCAAUGUGUGCAAGGUUUUGGUGGGGGCAGGAAGGAGAGGAGAGGAAGAUUCAUUGGACAAGCUGGAGUAAACUAACCGAGGCCAAGAAGAAGGGAGGUUUGGGGUUUAGGGAUUUAAGAACCUUCAAUUUAUCCAUGCUGGCAAAACAGGGGUGGAGGCUAAUACAGAAAUAA